AAAAUCCAACUACUGCGGCCUCCAAAUUAUAAAUAAACACAACGACCCACUAUAACACAAACUUCCCCAAAUUCUCUCAAAUAAAAGAAUAUUUGGAAUUUCACAAAACAAAAUGCCUGCAGCAUUGUACUACUACUUCACCACCACAAUUCUUCUGGUCCUUAUCUCAAGCACAAAUGCUGCAACAAGGCACAGCCAGUACCUAAGCCAGGCUAACCAAUUUUUGGUUCCUCAAAAUGCUGCCCGGUCAGCCACCAAAAUGAAGCCAUUGGUUUGGGAUGCGAAGUCGGCAAGGUAUGCACAAUGGUAUGCAAACCAAAGGCGAUACGACUGCGCUUUGAGGCACUCAAACGGCCCUUAUGGAGAGAACAUUUUCUGGGGUAGUGGCACUGGGUGGACGCCGGCUCAGGCAGUGGCGGCAUGGGCUUCGGAGAGCAGGUGGUACAAUUACUGGUCUAAUUCUUGUGCUAGAGGGCAGGAAUGUGGGCAUUAUACACAGAUUGUGUGGAGGUCCACAAGAAGAGUUGGGUGUGCUAGAGUCACUUGUUUGGGUGGUAGGGGUGUGUUCAUGGUUUGCAACUAUGACCCUCCUGGGAAUUAUAUUGGAGAAAGGCCUUAUUGAAUAUUUCAUAGAAAUUGGAUGCUGUUUAUGUGCCUUUGGGGCUGGCAACAACGGAGAGUAUUUAUGUGGAUUUUUCUAAUCUCUAUUUAAUUAUAACUAAUAAUAUUACAGGAUUAUAUUAUAUAAUUAAGCGGCAUGAACCUUGAGGAUUGCGUCUAUAGCUUUAUGAGUUUUCUUUAUGUAUUGUAAGACCACAAAGCCAAUUACAUAUCUUGGAGUGAAAAGAUAAGAAUGCUUGACAGAAAUGUUGGUGCAUUUGUUUGGUA
Prunus persica (peach) is the source of this 888-nucleotide messenger RNA. Its product is annotated as pathogenesis-related protein PR-1. Gene Ontology annotation, cellular component: extracellular region. The record is from RefSeq and is a predicted model, not a curated record. The coding region runs from base 113 to 622 and encodes 169 amino acids. The transcript has a single exon. NCBI's taxonomy places the organism in Eukaryota, Viridiplantae, Streptophyta, Magnoliopsida, Rosales, Rosaceae.